Lytechinus pictus (painted urchin) is the source of this 3380-nucleotide messenger RNA. Its product is annotated as acid phosphatase type 7-like. NCBI's taxonomy places the organism in Eukaryota, Metazoa, Echinodermata, Echinoidea, Temnopleuroida, Toxopneustidae. Gene Ontology annotation, molecular function: acid phosphatase activity; metal ion binding. The coding region runs from base 82 to 1641 and encodes 519 amino acids. The record is from RefSeq and is a predicted model, not a curated record. The transcript has 10 exons.
ACACACGGCGUCCCAUAGUAUUUAAGGUUCAAGUCAUAUUUCCGUUUCACGACUCAAGAUGCUGUUGCACCAUUAGUAGAAAUGGGGCCAAUACACACCUUCAAGAUGAAACCAUUAGGAUCCUUGCUGAUCAUCUUGGUCAUCUUUAUUCUUGUCGAUGGUCGUGGGAUAGAUGUUGAUACAGGAGGAGGUGAGAUUCAUCAGGAAGAUAAAGAUUCACAGGCAGAGAUAACAGAUGAUGGGACGGGGCUACUUAAACUUAGUCAACAUGAACAGCAAAUUUUACAUGCACUGUUAGGAGGAAUUGGUCCAGUAAUACUGCCUAAUGAUUCUGAGCCAUCAAAUCUAGCUGAUGAUAAACUUUCUCCAGACCGUGAUGUAAGGCAAGCUUCAGACGAUGAUUGGCCCCCGCCGAUUCCAGAACAGAUUCAUAUAGCAUACGGUGACAUGCCCUCCGAGAUGGUCGUUAUGUGGUCUACUCCAUCUAUUGGAUCUUCAGAGGUUGUGUAUGGCAACGCUCCUGAGAAUUUCACCCUCAAUGCCACAGGAGAAUACCAAGAACUUAUAGACUGGGAAGGCAACUUUGAUGGAGUGAAAUUCAUUCAUCGUGUGAAGUUAGAGGGUCUAACUUCAGGAGAGUCGUAUUCAUAUAGAGUUCAGACUGAUAAUGAACAAAGUCAAUCGUAUACAUUCACUGCAAUGCAACAAGGAACUGACUGGUCCCCUACUCUGCUUGUAUACGGUGAUAUGGGUCUGAAGGGUGGUGCACCUAGCCUUCGUCUGCUGAAUAAAGCAGCCAGAGAGAGAUUAGCUGAUGCUGUCAUCCAUGUUGGUGAUUUUGCUUAUGACCUUCAUGAUGAAGAGGGCAAGGUUGGUGAUGAUUUUAUGAAUCGUAUUCAAGAUAUAGCUGCUGUACUUCCUUACAUGACAUGUCCUGGUAAUCAUGAAAUUGCGCAUGAUUUUGUUCACUAUCGGUACAGGUUCUCAAUGCCUCGAUCUGAUUGGCCAAUGGGAGAUGAGAUGUGGUAUAGCUUUGAUAUGGGCAAGGCUCAUUUUGUCAGCUACUCUACUGAAAUUUACUUUGCUGGAUACCCUGAUACUCAGCGUCGUCAGAAACGAUGGCUCCGGAAGAACCUUGAGAAAGCCAAUGAAAUGAGAGGCGUGCGUCCCUGGAUCAUUGCAUUUGGUCAUCGUCCAAUGUACUGCUCUAAUUUAGAUAGAGAUGACUGUACGAAGGAAGACUCCAGAGUCAGGAAAGGACUGGAAGAUCUGUUUUAUGAGUAUGGUGUUGAUCUGAUCAUUGAAGCUCAUGAGCAUUCCUAUGAAAGAUUCUGGCCGAUGCAUCAAGGUGUGGUCACCGCUAAGCAUUACAAGGAUCCCGUAGCGCCUGUUCAUGUCAUCAGUGGUGCCGCCGGCUGCAAUGAGUUUAAUGGUGUCUGUGUUAACCCUAUCUUGGGACCAAGAGGAGAGUGGUCAGCCUACCGAUCAUGGAUACCAGGUCUGUAUGGGUUUGCUCAUCUGCACAUAGCUAAUGAAACACAUCUGCUCUGGCAGCAGAGACUAGCCGUCAGUGAUCAGGUAGAAGACGAGUUCUGGAUUGAACAAAGUCGUCAUGGUUACUUCCCACCGUCAACAAGAUGAGAUAUUCUCAAGAUGAGACAUUGUGAUGAUGAGACAUUCUAUAAAGACAAGACAUUUAAAGAUGAGACAUUAUCAAUGGAAUUUCUCUCCUCGAUAUUACUGAUGAUACACAUUGACAUGAACUCUCUAACAGAGAUUAGCUGUGAGCAAUAAAAGAUGCGAGGAGUUCUGACCUAAUUGUCGUGGCUCCGUUCCACCCUCAACAAAAUGAUUCAUUCCCAGGCAGAGACAUUCUCGAGUUUCUCACCUUUUCAUAGCUGAUACCAUGAUAUGAAGUCUCUAAACGAGAUUAGCUGUAAACAAUUAAAGACAGGAUGAGCUCUGGAUUGAGCCAAAUCUUCAUAUCAAGUACUUCCCUUUAUCCACAUGAUAGUACUUUCUAAUUGGUUUUUGACCAACAUUUUUUUAUGGAACCGACGUACUAAUUGCUUCUGUUGAAUGGGCCAUCUUGCGCAUCUUGCUUGUCUGGUGGUAUUUGAUUAGUCAGCUUAUCAAUGAGGAUUAUUCUUUAGAUUACCGAUUUCUUCAAAUACUGUAAACCAUGUAUUCUAAAGAUCGACAGUAGGACUACCGGAUAACUGUCCUCCUUUAAUGUAAUGUUUAAGGACGUUCCACAGUUAAAGUGAAAUCCAUGUCAUUUUUACCAAACUUUGCACAUAGAUACUUUAGAACCUUAAUAUUCGAAAUAUGCAAAAAUUAACAUAGGUCCAUGUGCUUGAUUUUUUGCUAUAGAGCUUCAAAGUUCACCCAAAUUGAUGUUCUUAAGAAUUGCGCAUUCAAAAGAAUUUGGCAUUUUUAGACCGCCCAAGAUUACUACAAUGAGUUUAAACCUCUAUUACUCAGUCAAAAUACAUGAAAAAGUCAUCAAACUUCGCAAGAGAGUUAAUGAUUGUAUCGUUAGAAUGGAGAAUAAUCUAUAUAUAGUGCUAUUUGUUUGCAAUUUUAAGUUUAACAGCACUUUUAGUUCUUAAAAAUGGCGUAAAAGAUAACAAAAUCCCAAUCUACAAAAUGUAAAAUUUCAGUAACAAACUACAAACGUACAGUAAAUGCUGCACUUUAUUCAAAAUCCAUGUCAUUUUCACCAAAAUUUGCAGAGUUGUAGAGGAAGGUAUACCUAAGAGGUACAAACAUUAAAAAAUAGGGGUUCAUGUGCUUGUUUUUAAACUAUCAGCAUUUUUAUUAGAGCAGAUGUGCUUUUUAAAACACCAAAAAUGCGCCGAAUGCUUAGUAUCUAUGUGAAGAAAAAAUCAAAACCACUCUACCAUUCAUCAAACUCGGGGUAAUAUUCGUGAUUCUUGGCAGCACUGCAGAGUAAAGUAUUUUGAAAUUGUAGAGAAUAUUUUUUUGAAUGGUCCAUGAAAUAAUUCAAUUUUUUAGCUUCAUGAAAUAACGCAUCGGAUCUGUAGUUAAAGUGCAGAAGAUGAGAAAAAUCAGCUCAUAUCCGCAGCUAAUUAAUCACCUGUUCAUCCAUUGUGACGUCAGCGCGCAGAGUGUAAACUAUGCGCAGAUCAUAAUGCGCACAAACAUAACUGUGGAACGUCCUUAAGGCAUCCCAUUAUUACAGUGCCUCUUGCCAUUGACACCACUUUCAGGGGGCACUGCAAGGAUAAGAAUACAGGUGGAAAGAGAAAAAAAAGGAGAAAAAAUAUAGAGAGCAUAAUCUAAUGAACAAAAUCACUGGCCCCCAAACUGAAAGACGGCAUAUUUCAUUGCUUCUACUGGGGUUAUAUGUUGGAAAG